This is a messenger RNA of Thrips palmi, 945 nucleotides long. RefSeq lists its product as uncharacterized. Bases 1 to 663 code for a protein of 220 amino acids. The record is from RefSeq and is a predicted model, not a curated record. The transcript is spliced from 4 exons. Lineage: Eukaryota; Metazoa; Arthropoda; Insecta; Thysanoptera; Thripidae.
AUGGCACUUGGUAAGCUCAUAUAUUGCAUUGCUUUGGAGUAUAUUUUGGACAUUGACUUCGAGGUAUACAAACCAGAUGCCAUACUGAAGCUUAGUGCGGAAUACCCCAAGUUGGAACGAUUUGUACUGUCUAAACUGAGGCAGUUAGACCGAGACAAUCUUUAUGAUGAUUUUGACAACAAGACUGCUGAUGAGAAAACCAUUUUUACCUUCAGGGAAUUAUCCAGAUCAUUUGCAGUUUCAACCUUAACCCACAACAGGUCAGGAGAUGUAGGGAAUUGGCGUACUUCUAAACAAGAGAUGAAAGAUGGAUUUCUUCUUCAUGUCAAUGGCCGUGGUCAACUGAAAGAGGCUUUAAAGGCUCGUCAAGAUAAGCUCAGCCGGUUUGGUUUCACAGAUCAGCCACUGCCUGUCAUUGUGGAUGCCGGCAACAACAAACAAUGCCUAGUGAUUUUCGACAAAACUGAGUACGAAGUGGAGAGCCCCUUAAAGGCAGUUGAUGUGGCAUUCAAGUCAUAUCAUGCUUUACAUGCAGACUACCCAGUUGAGUCAGAGCACAUGUGGAUGUUCCUGCAAAAAGCUAUCUACAAGUUUGACACUAAAUGGGACAAAAGUGUUAAUACUGUAGAUGUGCUUGUAAAUGAGUUCAAUAAUUCUUUUUAGUCAUGUUUCACUAGCAUUUGCUGUGCUGGGAAGUUAAAUAUUUUUAGUAAUGUUUCAUCAGUAUUUUCUGUUCCUACUUUAGCUUUUUAUGUUAUUUUUAGACCUGUGAGUUUUACAUUUUCACUACUACUGUACUGUUUCUAUUUUAGUCUUGAUUGUGCUGUUAGGAUCUGUUAGUGUAACAUUUUAAGAUUUAGUUAGUUUCUCUUUUGUAUUUUGUGAUUUAUUCCCCUAGUCCAUUGAAAUCUUGACUCAAUAUCUUGUCAAACGUGUAUUGUAUUG